AUGCGCCCGUGCGCCCGUGCCGUUCUCGAGGCCGAAAGAACGCGAGAUCGCGGCACCGCGCCCGCGCGGCGUCGAUAACAGACUACCAGUACGAGCUGCGCGCGGUCGCCAGGCUCUCUCCACUAGCCAAACAAAGCUCCGAGCGGCCAGCGGGGCAUGAUCCUGGUGCGGCGCCUGGCGGGGGCCACCCGCCCGCGGGGCCUCGCUGGUCGAGGCCUCGCGUCGCGGACCUCGGGGGCGCCGCGGGAGGCGGCGGACGCCGUGGUGGUGGGCGCGGGCGUCGUCGGCCUCGCGGCGGCGCGGGCGCUGGCGAUGGCCGGGCGCGAGGUGGUCGUGGUCGAGGCGGCCCCCAGCUUCGGCACCGGCGCCAGUUCCCGUAACAGCGAGGUCAUCCACGCCGGCAUCUACUACCCUCCGCGAAGCCUCAAGGCUACCCUUUGUGUAAGGGGAAAGGAAAUGCUCUACAAGUACUGCAAAGAACGAGGUGUUGCCCACAAACGAAUCAGCAAACUCAUCGUUGCCACUGGUGCUGCAGAGGUUCCAAAGCUGGACAUGCUCCUCAGGAAUGCCAAAGAAAAUGGGGUGGAUGAUCUUCAGUUGAUGGAGGGUUCUGAAGCUAUGGAGAUGGAACCUGAGCUUCGAUGCCUUAAAGCUUUACUAUCACCUAGUACUGGGAUAAUUGACUCUCAUUCACUCAUGCUCUCCCUUUUGGCUGAUGCUGAAAACUUGGGAACAACUGUAUCAUAUAACACAGCAGUUAUCAGUGCACAUGUUGGAUCCGAAGGCCUUGAACUCCAUGUUUGCGAAAGCAAAGAGCUGCAGAACUGUCAUGUAGAGUCUCAUGUGAACUCACAGAUUGUUUUGCUUCCGAAGCUUGUGAUAAACUCAGCAGGUCUGAGUGCAGUUCCACUUGCCAAACAAUUUUGUGGCCUUGACCAGGCAUUUGUGCCCACUCCUCACUAUGCGCGUGGAUGUUACUUCACCCUCUCUCAAACCAAGAGUCCUUUCAGGCGCUUAAUAUAUCCUCUGCCAGAGGAUGGUGGCAUAGGGGUCCAUGUCACUAUAGAUAUGAACGGCCUUGUCAGAUUUGGUCCAGACGUUGAAUGGAUAUCUGAUGGUGGAAAGGACCAUGUGUCAUGUUUUCUGAAUAAGUUUGAUUACUCAGUAAAUCCCAACCGCUGUUCUGUAUUUUACCCUGUGGUAAGGAAGUAUUUUCCAAAUCUCAAGGAUGGGUCUUUGGAACCUGGUUAUUCUGGGAUCCGACCAAAGCUUUCUGGUCCUGGACAACCCCCUUCAGAUUUUGUUAUUCAGGGAUGGGAUGUCCAUGGUAUUCCUGGACUGGUUAAUUUGUUUGGAAUAGAAUCCCCUGGUUUGACAUCAAGCUUGGCAAUUGCUGAACACAUUGUUUCAAAAUAUUUGUGAUGGGAGUCUCCUAAACAAAUCUUCAUUGUUCGAUGCUCCAUGCAUUGCAGAAUGAUGAAACUGACGUGUCAGGACUAGGGUUCGCCAAAGAAAAUAAUUCUGUAAAGAACAUUUUCAGCCGUUUUCUUUUUUUCCUUGAUCUUUUCAGAUGCUUAUUGCAUGUAAUUGUUAGAAGAUGAAAUUCACUGAAAGUUUCAGCGAAACAUGAAUAUGAUGGGGAUUCAACGGGUUUGACACUUCCAAGGACGGAACUUGGUGUGUAGUCUGAAGAGAUCACGUGUUCUUUUGGGGUACUAUCAAUGUUCAGUCCGCAAAAAAAAGUUUUUUGGUACUGUAGCACAUUUGUAACUCUAGUAAUUAGUGUCCAAUCAUGAACUAAUUAGCCUUAAAAGAUUCAUUUCGCAAAAUAUAUGCAAAAAAGUUUGUGAA
Sorghum bicolor (sorghum) is the source of this 1851-nucleotide messenger RNA. RefSeq names its product L-2-hydroxyglutarate dehydrogenase, mitochondrial. The record is from RefSeq and is a predicted model, not a curated record. Lineage: Eukaryota; Viridiplantae; Streptophyta; Magnoliopsida; Poales; Poaceae. The coding region runs from base 157 to 1422 and encodes 421 amino acids. The transcript is spliced from 5 exons. Gene Ontology annotation, molecular function: (S)-2-hydroxyglutarate dehydrogenase activity; (S)-2-hydroxy-acid oxidase activity. Gene Ontology annotation, cellular component: mitochondrion.